CGAACAGGCAUUAACAAGGGUCCCUACAUAUGCAAAUACGAGCGAGGGCUGACCCUCCUAUAAAAGCCGACCGUGGCCGGCACAGACCCUCUGACACUUGGCGGAUUUACAUGUCACAGCUCCACUGUGAACAUGGUGAAAUACUUUUCUGUGGACUGGCUGGCCCAGAACCAUCACAAUACCAUUCAGGGGCACUGUGCUGACAUGGACACGACCCUUACCUCCAAACCUCACAUUCCCUGCAUGGUGCAGCCAAGCCCGCCACCCUUUGGCAAAGGUUACCUGCAGAUAAAGUCCAAAGCAGUUAAACGCUUCGAACACGUGGGGCCAGCGGAGAGCUGCGGGGCCGAGGACUCAACACUGUGCUCGCCACUGGAUUCAUCAAACUGCACCACACCGAUUUGUGACGUCAGCGAGUACCUCUGCGGGUAUGAGAGCGACCCGGUUUCCUCGGAUAGACUCUCCAUGGAUGAGGGGAACGAGGGGAGAAAAGACGCUGGACCCCAACGCCGAGUGCGCACAAAGUUUUCGCCCGAGCAGGUCAAGAAACUGGAACGGAUAUUCAUCAAGCAGAAAUAUUUGGACGCAGGGGAGAGAGAGAAGACGGCACAGAAGCUGAAUCUCACAGAAACUCAGGUGAGGACCUGGUUUCAGAACCGAAGGAUGAAGCUGAAACGGGAAGUCCAGGACUAUCUCACUCCCCAAGUCCCGCCGGUCAUUUUUCAGCCUCUGCCUCCGGUUCAGUACCACAGCAUGGCCGGACAUCUACCCCAUUACUCUGCUACGGGCCAUCCCUUUUACCCAUUACCUGUCCCGCAGCUGCUCCCCCAUCAGCACAUACCUCCUCACUACCCUCAUCGAACAAUGAUACACCACCCACAUUUCUACUGAGGAACUGUCACUUUAGAGACUUCUCUUUGCCCAAAUGAGCCGAAGAUGUGUAAUCAAAGAGGUUUUUUUUGUUUGUUUGUUUUUUAUAUUUGUGUGAUUUUAAAUAUUGUAUAUAAUUAAAACAUUUUGUAUGCAAUUAAAGAAACAUCUAUUUAUUUAAUAAAU
Messenger RNA from Oreochromis aureus, 1056 nucleotides. RefSeq names its product ventral homeobox (gene vox). Gene Ontology annotation, biological process: regulation of transcription by RNA polymerase II; cell differentiation. The transcript has 3 exons. NCBI's taxonomy places the organism in Eukaryota, Metazoa, Chordata, Actinopteri, Cichliformes, Cichlidae. Gene Ontology annotation, cellular component: nucleus. Gene Ontology annotation, molecular function: DNA-binding transcription factor activity, RNA polymerase II-specific; RNA polymerase II cis-regulatory region sequence-specific DNA binding. The coding region runs from base 133 to 891 and encodes 252 amino acids. The record is from RefSeq and is a predicted model, not a curated record.